Messenger RNA from Dreissena polymorpha, 1618 nucleotides. RefSeq lists its product as uncharacterized. The transcript has a single exon. Gene Ontology annotation, molecular function: nucleic acid binding; RNA-DNA hybrid ribonuclease activity. Bases 1 to 1587 code for a protein of 528 amino acids. Gene Ontology annotation, biological process: DNA replication, removal of RNA primer. The record is from RefSeq and is a predicted model, not a curated record. NCBI's taxonomy places the organism in Eukaryota, Metazoa, Mollusca, Bivalvia, Myida, Dreissenidae.
AUGCAAGAAGCAAUAGACAAACUUACCGCAUGGGCUGAAGACUGGUGUGUAAUGAUCAACAAAGAGAAAUCAUCCACCACACUAUUCACAUUGUCAUCAAAACAGAAAGCAGGGACGGUGAGAAUGGGAGACACUCCUAUGACUGAAGCAGACGAGACCACGUACCUGGGAGUCACCUUUGACAAGAGGCAAACGUGGAAGCCACACCUCAUGAAAGCAGAAGGAAGGGCCCGAAGAAAACUUGCAAUGAUGCGAAAGCUUGCGGGAACUACAUGGGGGGCAAAUGAGCACAUACUCAAGACAGUCUAUCAAGGCACAGUGAGACCCCAACUAGAGUAUAGUUCCCCCACAUGGUCUUCCACAGCCAAAUCCAAUCGCCAGGCUCUGGAUAAAAUCCAGAACCAAGCUCUGCGCAUCAUGACAGGAGCAACCAAGUCCACACCAAUUGCCUUCAUGGAAAAGAUAACAGGAAUACAACCACUUCAAGAAAGAAGAGAUGUCAAAAUCCUGCUUCAGACAGAGAAGUAUAAAUGUCUAACGGAUCACCCCAUGUCAGCCAGAGUUAAAGGGUACACCAAAAAUCGGAUCAAGCGUAGCAGCUUUGUACACGAAGCUAAGAAGCUGGACAAGGCCUAUGCAACGGAUCUGACCAUCCCCACCACUCCGCUUGGUCAAGAAGACAUCAUAGAUCCAUUACAAAAUGACCUGUCAAAUGUUGCAGUAAGAUCCAGUGUUCCUCACCUACAGCCAGGUAAACAAGAGGAUGAGCAUAUCAGAAAGAGCCUCACACUUGCCAUGAUCGAUGACGAAUACCCAAGAGAGGCAUGGACUUAUGUCUACACAGACGGUUCUGCCACUAGAGCAGUCAUAAAUGGAGGUGCUGGCAUCGUCAUUCUGUACCCAUCCGGAAAACGAGAAACACAUCAUGCAGCAACCGGAACACACUGUAGCAACUACAGAGCAGAGACUUUAGCCCUCAUGAAGGCAGUGUCAAUGAUUGAAGACUCGACCGAAGAUGUCAACUCGAUAGUCUUCUUUACAGAUGCCAUGUCUGUAUUAGAAGCCCUGACCAACAACAAGGUUCCUCAGCUUGCAAAUGCCUUACAAAGAAUCAGCACCAACCUAAACGUGACCCUCCAGUGGAUCCCAGCACACUGUGGAGUGGCCGGAAAUGAAGAUGCUGACCAACUGGCAAAACAAGGUGCUCAGUUAGAUCAGCCACCUGUGCAAGUAAGCUACAAGGAGAAAGUUACCAUCAUUAAAUCACUUACCCGGCCAAGACAAGAGGCAGAUGCAUAUCAUCUCCUAAGCAGGGCAGAGCAAGUGAUAAUGGUCAGACUCCGAUCAGGGCACAACCGACUCAAUGCACACAUGCAUAAAAAAUACAGACUGGCCCCGUCACCGACCUGUCCGUGUGGCACAGAAGACCAAACAGCUGAACACAUCCUCCAAAGAUGUAAACGUCACGACCAGGAGCGAGCUACAAAGUGGCCCCAGGACACAACCCUCCAUCAGAAACUUUAUGGAGACGUGGAUGACCUGAGACGGACCACAUCAUUUAUUGAAGAAACUGGUGUGAUCGUGUAGAGCGAACGCCAAGAAGAAGAAGAAGAAGCCU